UGACCCGAGCUCACACAGUGUCGGUACCUGCAGAGUGAGGUUGUUGCUGGCAGCUGGUGAGUGGACACAGACUCCCCAGCCCUCAGUGAGCCCAGCGCUUCGUUUGCGACAGGACGUCCCUCUCAGCUCUCUCUCUCUCUCCCUCCUUCCUCCCUCCUCGCCCGUGUCCCUCCUACCGUGACAUCCUCCCUGGGUUGUUAUCUCUCACACCUUCAAGUACCGACCAAAACCCAGAGAUCCUCGACCGUUUUCAUCGAGUCCCACUUAUAGCAGACUCCCAUCUCUAACAUUGACAUCAAGAACGAAGGACUGAGCCAUGAGUCUACCUCGGUACUUACCCUCCCUGGCGCUGCUGGGGUUGUGCCUGUGUGUAGGGGCGAGGGUCGUCUACCCCAGCAGUACCUGUGAACCCAACAAAAUGACGGUAUACAAAGUGAUGGUUGAGACCGCCUGGAGCCGCGAAGUGUUCCCCAAGCAGUACCCCGAGUGGAGACCUCCAGCCCAGUGGUCCAAAGUUGUCGGUCGCUCCCACAACAGCUCCUUCAAACUAUUCAGGAUGGGCGAGGCAGCGUCGGAAGGCCUCAAACAGUUCGCUGAGCAAGGCCAGACCGAGGUACUGGACGCCCACAGUCAGGGUGAAGGAGGCGUCUUUGAUGAGUUCAACGCCCCGCCCGUACCUGAAGGUGCAGGAGAGACGCAGACCGAGUUCUUCGUCGAUGGCAACCACUCCAGGGUGUCUCUUAUAUCGCGAGUGGUGCCGUCUCCUGAUUGGUUCAUCGGUAUUGAUAGCUUUGACCUGUGUGUUGAGGGCAAGUGGGUGGAGUCCGUGGUGCUGGAGGUGGACCCCCUAGACGCAGGUACGGACAACGGAUUCACCUUCACCUCACCUAACUGGCCGACUAUCCCCAAAAAACCGGUCAGCCGGAUAACAGCCCAGAGUCCAGAUCAUCCGGCUAAUUCCUUCUAUUACCCGGACGUACAGGAACACCCACCCAUUGCCACCUUCCACAUAGUUAAGGUGAAGGAAUAUGAGCUGUCCCAGGUAUUCUCACCGUCACUGCCCAGGUCAUCCACCACCAGGCGGUACUCUCCACAGGAUCUCCAAGAUGACAACACCACCAAAGGAAGAACAGGCGAGGGAGAUAAUGACGUCAACAACAGCAUCCUACCAGAGACAGGCGAGCCCUCCUCCUCCUCCUCCUCCUCCUCCACCAAGCAGCCCCUUCUCAACACCGUCGUGAACAAGUACAGGAAGAAGUUUAAAAAGAACAGGACGGGCAGGAAGAUGGGACCAGGUAGAAAAUCUCACUGUAAGAAGAUGGCUCGCCGUCGCAACCGUGGCCCCCGUGACUGUCUCUUGUCCGAGUGGGCUGAGUGGUCCUCCUGUAGCAAGACUUGUGGCAUCGGGGAACAGAUUCGCACAAGAACCGUAUUACGUCACUCCCGUAGAGGUGGACGACCCUGCCCUUCCCUUCAGGAGACCAAGUGGUGUGGCUCAUCAAGGGACUGUGACCACAAGUACUUUGACUGGUAGAGAGAGUGGAUCAUGGUAGAAAGGGGGUGGAUCAUGGUAUAAAGGGGGUGGAUCAUGGUAGAAAGGGGGUGGAUCAUGGUAGA
This is a messenger RNA of Homarus americanus (American lobster), 1617 nucleotides long. RefSeq names its product spondin-2-like (gene mspo). Gene Ontology annotation, biological process: cell adhesion. The transcript is spliced from 7 exons. Gene Ontology annotation, cellular component: extracellular matrix. The record is from RefSeq and is a predicted model, not a curated record. The coding region runs from base 317 to 1534 and encodes 405 amino acids. NCBI's taxonomy places the organism in Eukaryota, Metazoa, Arthropoda, Malacostraca, Decapoda, Nephropidae.